This is a messenger RNA of Capsicum annuum, 2800 nucleotides long. Its product is annotated as putative F-box/FBD/LRR-repeat protein At4g03220. The record is from RefSeq and is a predicted model, not a curated record. The coding region runs from base 406 to 1995 and encodes 529 amino acids. NCBI's taxonomy places the organism in Eukaryota, Viridiplantae, Streptophyta, Magnoliopsida, Solanales, Solanaceae. The transcript is spliced from 3 exons. Gene Ontology annotation, molecular function: protein binding.
UGUAUUUAAAUCCAUGUUAAAUGCAUAAGCUGUCCAUUGUAAAUAGAUUUUUUUAUUACUUUUGAUAUGUACCAAAUAAUCCUGAUCGUGUCUGUGUUAUGUACAAGCAUACUAAAAAUGGCAGUUUAGUGCAACAAGCAUAACGUAUUAGUAGGUUUAGGGGAAGGGUUUGGUUCAUUUAAAGACUUGAUUAAAAUAGACAAUAUAUAGAGAGAGAUGAAUCAAAGUGUGUUUUGGAAUUGAAACAAAUUCUAGCGUUCUUACCGCAAUAAGUAUAGUAGUAUUUCACUCUUUAGAACUUUCACUUUUUACUCUUUUGAAAGUUUCAAACCUUUAACUAACCCUACAAUAGUGUUUCAUUUCAUCUAAAUUACACAAGAAAAAGUUGAUCCAAUCUGACAUUAGAUGAAGAACACAAAAAUCAUUUUAAUGGAAACAAGAUCCGUCAAGAAAAAAAGGCUUCUCGAUGAAAUAUACGCGAGCUUUUCAUGUGGUGAAGACCGUAUCAGUGAUCUUCCUGAUGCGGUUCUUCAACACAUUCUUUUCUUUCUUCCAAUUAAAUCCAUCGCUAAACUCAGUGUAUUGUCUAAGCGAUGGAGACACCUGUGGCACACAUUCCCUGAUCUCGAUUUCACCACCAUCAACAUCCCAUCAUCAUCAUCAGCUUAUAACUCAAUCUCCAAAUUUAAUCCAAAAGGACGUAACAAAAAGUUGAAUGCAAAUUGGACUAGUGCUGGAAGAGCUGAUUUCAUCGAUGAAGUGUUGUCCGUUCGCGGUAAAAAUUCAGGGAUCAGGGUCCUACGUUUUCAUGCAAAUUUGAGCUUCUCACGCCUGAACGCCCUGAUUCGUGGUGCUGUCAAGCACGAAGUCCAAGAACUCGAUGUUGAGGUUGCAACUAAUGAUUAUUUCAAUUUCCCUAGAAGUGCUAUAACCAGUAACACUUUAAGGGUUUUUAAAUUAAAGUCCAAAUAUCCAGGGUUCAGGUUACCUCCAUCGUCAAUUAUGAAAAAUGGUUUCAAAAAUUUGUUCUCAUUGUCACUUUCGUGCCUUAUUAUGUACGAACAACCUUCACUUCAUGAUUUGUUCACGGAUACAGCUUUUCCGUUGCUUAAGAAACUGAAUCUUGAUGGAUGUAGCGGGCUAAAUUACUUACAUAUAAGUUGUCGUGUACUUGAAGAAUUCAUUCUUGAGAAUUGCUUUCAAUUGGAGCAUUUAGACAUAACAUGUCCAAAAUUGGAGAAAUUGAGCGUCAAAAGCUGCUUCGAUUCGUACUCAACUAGUGGUACUGAUGUUAAGAUUGUUGGUCCGAGGUUAAAAUCGAUUGUAUGGUCGAAUAAUACUAUAACGGAUCAAAGUUGUUUGGAGAAUUUAACUAGUUUGAUUGAAGCUUUGGUUGGGUUUUUUGUUCUUCUUGAGGAUCUUGGUGCAAUGAAGCUUCGGAGUGUCAGUAAUUUCUUGUCUGGGCUCUCUCAUUCACAUUCUUUAGUUCUUGAAAACCAAAGUGUUGAGAUACUGUCGAAGAAUAAUCACAUGGCAGGAAUCUCUCUACGUCCUUUUACUAAACUGAGAUCCUUAGAGUUGCACACAGGAUUCCACAAACACAACAUUCCAGGAUUAGCAAAUCUGUUUAAGAGUUCUCCAGCUACUAAUACACUCAUUCUCAAGAUUACCAAUGAGCACAACAUCCAGAGAAGGAAAUGGAAUAGGGACCUGUGGCAAUUGUCAAACUCUGGUGAAGAAAGAUUUUGGGAGUCACAAAGUAAUGCCAUGAAUUCCUUCCUUCAACAUCUUAAAGUAGUGAAGAUUCAUGGAUUCUCAGAAUGUGAAAGUGAUGUUAGUUUAGUGAAAUUCUUGUUGAAGCAUGGGAAAGUGUUGCAAGAAAUGUUCUUGUGUGCAGCAGAGAAAUCAAGAGACUCACUUCACAGAGAAAGAAUCAAAUCACAAAUAAUGGGGUUUUCCAAAGCAUCUUGUAAUGCUAAGAUUGUCUUCAGGUAAACAACGGCGGGAUGAGCUUCCAAAGAAGCCAGCCCGGGCUAGAUUCAGUAUAGAUUGAAGGGACGACCCUAGUCUUGGAUUGGCUUGCCAAUUUAUUGAAUUGUGUGCGGAGAAGAGCAGAUAGUGAUGCCACUUUUAAUUAUGGACAUGGCCCCUGUGUUAAAGUGGCAUCAAGUUACGCUUGAAAACCGGCAAGUUUCUAAGUUGGAUUAGCUAUACAACUUCAAAAUUUAAAGAAAGAAUAAUUGUGUCAUUUUUUGAAUUUUUUCCUAAUUUAUGGACUUAUGGUUGAGACAUUUGGAACUUCAUGGUCAUGGUUUAAUUGGCUUAAUAUAUAUUAUCCCUGAACCUGUAGCCAAAUUUCUGAUGCACCUUCCUCAUUAGUCUUUUUACACACUAAGGUGUGUUUGGUAUGAUAGAAAAUGUUUUCUGAAAAAUAUUUUUUUAUUUUUCCCUAUUUGGUUGUACUAAAACAUUGGGAGAAGGGACUCUCAAUGUUUGGUACGCUUCAAUGCUUUUCCACACGGUUCAAUCCUCUCAAUUUGCGUUGGAUGGAUGAGGAGAAGGGACCGGAAGAGAGUGUUGGAGUUUCACAUCGGUGGCUUAAAGGGAUCUUAAUCUCCUUACAUGAUCUUGUGUGUUCCUCACCUUAUUAGCUAACUUUCGAGUUGAGUUAUGUCCAAGGUCAAUUUCUUUAUGUGAGAGCUCUCAGAGAUUUUUAUUUGUGGAAAGGAUAUAAAUAGUAUUUCGAAUGAAACUAUUGACAUGAAAAUGACCACUGAAUUUUAAUUUCAAUUUCUAGCCA